Molecule: messenger RNA, 953 nt
Organism: Drosophila eugracilis
Lineage: Eukaryota; Metazoa; Arthropoda; Insecta; Diptera; Drosophilidae
Product: RNA-binding protein 25
Exons: 3
Coding region: 72-953 (293 amino acids)
Source: RefSeq, a predicted model, not a curated record
UGUGAAAUAAUAAAAAAAAUUGACAAGCAAACCGAAUUGAAAAUAUUUCAACAAAAAACAAAGAAGUUAUAAUGGAUCGCCAUAGAAGGGAACGUUCACCUCACAGGGAAAGGAGAAGGGAACGCUCUCCAUAUAGAGCAAGAAGGAGAGAACACUCACCGUACAGGGAAAAAAGGAGAGAAAGGCAACAAGUGCUGACAUACAAACAACUGCAGAAAAUGCCAUUAAAUCUACGAAAAAAGGCAGUUCGAGAAGCCCGUAAUCGCAAUGAGAAAAUCCGGGGAAAUCGAAAGAAGUGGAAGAAAGCUCGCCAAGAUGUUCCCACCCCUACCCGCCGUCUACAAAAUAACUUCGAUCGAUCCGAACACAAUGCCAUGCUGGCCAGUACUUCGCAGGAACUACGUCAAAUUUUGCAGGAUUUUGAGACUCUAUCGGACAUUCCCCACGAUAUCACACCGAUUGAACUAAGGGGCGAGAUAGCCAUCGCCGAGGGACAGGCCACAACGAUCCGAGUGCGGCGGGAUGGUCUCAGCACCCUUACUGUGGUGCUCCACCAGCGCGAGCCGACUAUCGCACAGCUAAAGAGGGCAAUUGCUUUGAUCUCGCGCGCACAGCACAAGCGCAAUCAGCGCGAACGGAACGAAGAGCGUCUUCGGCGUCGGGGAAUCGCCGACGACUCCAACGAUCGACGGCAGAGACAACCUGUUGUGGUGGCAAGUUCCACCGGCGAGUUAGUUCACUCCGCUCAGCGCAACGGGCAUGAUCAUCGCGCGUUCGUCUCGUGGCGAUUUUUAUGGCGCUGUUUUGGACUGUUAAACGUGGACACGAAUCAGCCGAUUGACGACCGAAGCUCCAGUGGCCGGGCCACAUUAAAGGAGCUGGGAAUUAAGAACGCCGCCACCCUAAAGUUUGUCCAUCGUGUCAAAUAUUUCGGUCGUCAGCGACAGAGUUAA